CCUCCACCGCCGACAUCUCGCUCUCUCUCGCCCAAGCAACCCGCACCGCAGACCUCGCACCCCGCCCAAGAGCGCUGCGAGCGACCUCCUCUGGCCCUGCGCUGCCCGUACGAGCACACCCCGCUAGCGCCUCCCGCACCGCACCGCCUGUCGACACCUUGCGCGGCCCUGCCUCGUCUCCGGAGACACACCGCACCCGCACCGCGCACACUGCCACCCGCCGCCCAGCCCAGCCUGCCUGACCCGCCCUCGCAAGACGAGAGCCCGUCUUAAGCCGGCGCCCACGCUCCCUGCGCCAGCAACCGCGACCCUUAUGCCACAGUACGGAACCUACGGCUCGCCCUCGCUGAACAAGAUGGAAAACGGAUACGGCCACGGCGGGCGCUCCAGCUUCUCGCUCGGCCGCAUCUUCGGCGACCCGUUUGCCCUGGCCACCAUCUCCAUUGGCUCCCUGGCCUGGGUCAUUGCCUUUGUGAGCUCCAUAUUGUCCGCCCUCCGCCCGAAGCCCGAAGAGCGCGUGCCGCCGUUUGCCUGGUGGACGCUCGUGUACAUGCUGUGCAGCAUCGUGGGCGUCUCUGUCACGGUGGCCUCGGACUCGGAGCGCACCUACCAUGUCGCCAUUGUCGGCUUCACGGCCGCUGGAAUCGUCCUCUCCUCGUCGGCCGUCAACGCCCUCGUCUACUCGCCCGUGGCCGCCAACGAGGCUGCCGCGGCGGGCUUCAUCCUGCUCUCCAUGAUCGCAAUUGUCUGGGUCUUCUACUACGGCUCGCAGCCCCAAGCCAGCCACCGCACCUUCGUCGACUCGUACGCCCUGCACAAGGAGCAGCCCGCCUCGCGCUCCUCGCGCCAAAUGUCAAACACGUACGGCGCGCCCCAGCAGUCCUCGCUCGCGCCGCAGCCCCAGCUCUACACUUCGGCGCAGCUCAACGGCUUCGAGACGUCGUCCCCCGUGUCCGGCUACCCUGGCGGCCCCGUCGGCGGCGACGCCCGCGGCUCCUCGAUCCCGCGCUUCGGCGGCGGCAUGGGCCAGACGCCUACCAACGACGUCGAGCAGCAGCCGCAGGAGCAGAGCAUCGAGUACCCGUACCGCGCCAAGGCCAUCUACAGCUACGAGGCGAACCCGGACGACGCAAACGAGAUCUCCUUCCAAAAACACGACAUCCUCGAGGUCUCGGACGUCAGCGGGCGGUGGUGGCAGGCCAAGAAGCCCAACGGCGAGACGGGCAUCGCGCCCAGCAAUUACCUCAUUCUGCUGUAGAAGGCUGGCUCCUUCCGUUUUCUUUUCCCUUCUUUUCUGAAAUUGUGCGGCGCAAAGAGCCGCAUAUCCUCACGACUGUUUCCUUGCGUCUUCUUCGAUCGAUUUGUCCGUCUGCAUGGCCACUGCGGGGCCUUAUUCCCGCCGACGGCCUGUAAGUCCUACAAGGCGAGAUGCGGGCGGGGGAAAAGCCCACUUAUUUACCUUUCUGGUGCCUUGUACUAUGUAUAGCGGGGAAGGUUUGAGGCUUAUUGCGAGAGAGACAUGUGAAGUGAGCAGAAAGUUUUGUAUCUGUUGAUACUGGAUAUGGGAUUGGGCAUGGAGUUGGGGGCCGGGUGCUUUUUGUGUUUGUGUUGUGCUGAGAGAGAUUGUCGAGAUUGCUGAACUGCCUACCUUGCCUGCACGAUACCCGGAUAAAAGGAAGGAUGAUAGGUAUACAUAAUUCCAAGAUUGAAGUUUGAAGGCUG
Messenger RNA from Paraphaeosphaeria sporulosa, 1722 nucleotides. RefSeq lists its product as uncharacterized. NCBI's taxonomy places the organism in Eukaryota, Fungi, Ascomycota, Dothideomycetes, Pleosporales, Didymosphaeriaceae. Gene Ontology annotation, molecular function: protein binding. The record is from RefSeq and is a predicted model, not a curated record. The transcript has 4 exons. Bases 314 to 1258 code for a protein of 314 amino acids.